Molecule: messenger RNA, 2943 nt
Organism: Fundulus heteroclitus (mummichog)
Lineage: Eukaryota; Metazoa; Chordata; Actinopteri; Cyprinodontiformes; Fundulidae
Gene: hspa9
Product: heat shock protein 9
Exons: 16
Coding region: 1-2058 (685 amino acids)
Biological process (GO): protein refolding; cellular response to unfolded protein
Cellular component (GO): mitochondrion; cytoplasm
Molecular function (GO): misfolded protein binding; heat shock protein binding; ATP binding
Source: RefSeq, a predicted model, not a curated record
AUGUUGAGCGUCGCGAGAAGCGUUUCAAGGUCUCUGCCAACGAAGAACUGCUGUCGAAACGCGUCCUCUUUGGUUAAGAAGGCAUGUUGGAGCGCCAUCCAGCCAGAUGCUCUCAGGGUCCUGUCCAGGAGAGACUAUGCGUCUGAAGCCGUCAAGGGGGCGGUGAUCGGCAUUGACCUGGGAACCACCAACUCCUGCGUUGCUGUCAUGGAGGGGAAACAGGCCAAGGUCCUGGAGAAUGCUGAGGGAGCCAGGACCACGCCUUCAGUCGUUGCCUUCACAGCGGAGGGGGAGCGGCUGGUGGGCAUGCCUGCUAAGCGCCAGGCUGUGACCAACCCUAAAAACACGCUGUAUGCCACCAAGAGGCUGAUAGGACGGCGCUUUGAUGACGCCGAGGUCCAGAAAGACAUAAAAAAUGUCCCCUACAAGAUUGUCCGGGCCUCCAAUGGCGACGCUUGGGUCGAGGCUCAUGGGAAGAUGUACUCCCCCAGCCAGGUUGGAGCCUUUGUCCUGAUGAAGAUGAAGGAGACCGCCGAGAACUACCUGGGCAACAAAGUGAAGAACGCCGUCAUCACUGUUCCAGCUUACUUCAAUGACUCUCAGAGACAGGCCACCAAAGAUGCCGGUCAGAUCGCUGGUCUGAACGUGCUGCGUGUGAUCAAUGAGCCCACCGCCGCUGCUCUGGCCUACGGCCUGGACAAGACCCAGGACAAGAUCAUUGCUGUUUAUGACCUGGGUGGUGGAACCUUCGAUAUCUCAGUCCUGGAGAUCCAGAAGGGAGUUUUUGAGGUGAAAUCCACCAACGGUGACACCUUCCUGGGAGGAGAAGACUUUGACCAGCACCUUCUCAAACACAUUGUGAAGGAGUUCAAGAGAGAGUCUGGAGUGGACCUGAUGAAGGACAACAUGGCGCUGCAGCGCGUCAGGGAGGCUGCAGAGAAGGCCAAGUGUGAGCUCUCCUCUUCACUGCAGACGGACAUCAACCUUCCCUACCUGACCAUGGAUGCCUCCGGACCCAAACAUCUCAACAUGAAGCUGACCCGAGCUCAGUUCGAGAGCAUCGUGGCCGACCUGAUCCGUCGCACCGUGACUCCCUGCCAGAAGGCCAUGCAGGACGCUGAGGUGUCCAAGGGAGACAUCGGAGAGGUGCUGCUGGUGGGAGGCAUGAGCCGCAUGCCCAAGGUCCAGCAGACGGUCCAGGACCUGUUCGGCCGAGCACCAAGCAAGUCUGUCAACCCCGACGAGGCCGUUGCCAUAGGAGCAGCCAUCCAGGGCGGCGUGCUUGCUGGUGAUGUCACCGAUGUGCUCCUCCUGGACGUGACUCCGCUUUCUCUGGGCAUUGAGACUCUGGGAGGCGUCUUCACCAAGCUCAUCAACAGGAACACCACCAUCCCCACCAAGAAGAGUCAGGUGUUCUCCACAGCAGCUGAUGGCCAGACUCAGGUGGAGAUUAAAGUGUGUCAGGGUGAGCGAGAGAUGGCGGCGGACAACAAGGUGUUGGGCCAGUUCACGCUGGUGGGAAUCCCCCCGGCCCCCCGCGGAGUCCCUCAGAUUGAAGUCACCUUUGACAUCGACGCCAACGGCAUCGUUCACGUGUCUGCCAAGGACAAGGGAACGGGCCGCGAGCAGCAGAUUGUGAUCCAGUCAUCAGGGGGUCUCAGUAAGGAUGACAUCGAGAACAUGAUCAAGAAUGCUGAGCGGUACGCAGAGGAGGACAGGAGGAGAAAGGAACGCGUGGAGGCGGUCAACAUGGCGGAGGGCGUGGUCCACGACACAGAGUCCAAGAUGGAGGAGUUCAAAGAUCAGCUUCCUGCUGAUGAGUGCACCAAGCUGAAGGAGGAGAUCACGAAGGUUCGGGACCUCCUGGCCAAUAAGGACUCGGAGACGGGAGAGAACAUCAAACAGGCGGCUAACAACCUGCAGCAGGCGUCUCUGAAACUCUUUGAAAUGGCCUACAAGAAGAUGGCAGCAGAGCGGGACAGCAGCGGCGGCGGCAGCAGCAGCAGCAGCAGCAGCAGCGGAGGAUCAGAGGGGGAGAAGAAAGAGGGCCAGCAGUAAAGCUGCGGUCAGGCCGUCACUAUGACAGCAAAGGACUUGGUGCUCAGGUGGCACUCCUGAGUUAUUCCUCCAUGUGAAAUAAUAUUCUACUGUGUUUUUGCAGUAAAAUAGAUUCAUGUCAAUAUAUGCUCCCAUGUCCAGCAACAUCCUAUGUUUGUAAUUUAACAGUCAAUGUUCUAUUAUUUUUACAAAGCUCUUAAUUGACUUGUGAUUAUUUUCCUUCCUUGUUCUGAGGCACAUGGGCUUAUUUCUCGCCCCGUGUCGAUCGAUCACUUCAGCCUCUUCUGUUCACAGGAGAAACGUGUAGAGCUCCCCAGGGCUGAUGAUUAAAGGAAUCAUGUGCUGAACUCAGGUGCUGCUCCACCUGUCCUCAUCACAACCUUCUGAGCUGCUGGAAUACAAUCUUCAUUUCAUUAUUCAAUUUUCAAGCUCUUAGAGCAUCUUCAGCUUAAAUGAAGACCUUGUUCCCUCCUGCUGGUCGUCACUCCAGACAGCCGGCCUUUUUGAAUAAUGGGACUAAAAAAGAUCUGAUGGUGUGUGGGAGGAUUGUCUCCCCGUCAUUGAUUGUAGAUAAAGGCUGUAUAGGUAGUGCUAUUAACAGCUUCACCGUGACUGGGUCCUGGAGUCAGACGGUCCAGGGGCAGAGCUUGGUCAGCCAUCCACCUAUAUAUGGAUAAAAAAGCUUGGAGACAGGAGUGAAGAUGUUGAAGCGUGGUCUCGGGGGUCAGAUCCCAGCCAGGGGUGGUGAUGCUGAGUAAACCGAGGCCAUCGCUGGUAGCUGCCUCACUCCAUGGUUGGGGAUUCACGUGUUGGGGUAUUCUAGCUGUGAAACUGAAGGGUCACAAUAACUGUUGCAGUCUUUUCUAAUAAAAGAUGAAAACCUGA